AUGGACGGGCAGCCCCCGGCGGGCCCCGCCGCGCCGCGCUGGAGCCGCCGAGCGAGCCCCCGGCCGCAGCCCCUCGCCUGGAGCAAGCCGCGGCCGCAGUCGUACCAGAGCCCCAGCGGAGUGCUCGUCACCGACUUCCCCGUGGAGGACAGGUGCGCCGUGCCCGCGACCCGGCCCGCCGGCACCGGCAGCCCCGCCAUGGCAUCGCUGCCCAACGGGACCGUGCGCCCGCCGGGCUCCCCCGCGCUGCCCCCGCAGCGGCGCUCCCGGGAGCUCGCCCUGGCUCCGGACGGCCCCGUGGGUUCCACCGCGAACGGCACGGUGUCCCCGGCGGGCAGCGGGCACGGCCGGCGGCCGCCCGGCGCGGCGGGGCUGGCCCCGCAGCAGGAGCGGAUCGUGUUCGGGACCAGCGCCCCGCCGUGCCCCCGCGCUGCCGAGCCCCCCGAGGAGCCGGGGGGAUCCCCCGGGAGCGGCCGGGCGGGCGCGGAGCCCCCGGCGCUGCUGAGCACCGACAGCCCCGCGGCGCGCAGGGUGGGCUCGCAGCAGCUGAUCCCCCGCAGCCUGGCCGAGAGCCGGCCCCUGGCCGAGAGCCGGCCCCAGCCCCGCGAGAGGGGCCUCAAGGCUCGCAGCCUGGUGGAGCCCCCGCGGCCGGCCCUGGGCAGCGACCCCGAGGACGAGCCCGAGGGCGGCCCGGGCGCGCUGCGGCGGGGGCUGCGCUCCACGUCCUACCGCCGGGCCGUGGUCAGCGGAGUGGACCUGGACGGCUCCGCCAACUGCAAGAAGAAAAACAGAAUGUCGCAGCCCAUCCUGAAGGCGGUGGUUGAAGAUAAAGAGAAGUUCUCGAGCCUGGGGAGGAUAAAGAAGAUGCUGAAAGGACAAGGGACGUUCGAUGGGGAAGAAAAUGCUGUAUUAUAUCAGAACUAUAAGGAAAAAGCUCUGGACAUAGAUUCAGAUGAAGAGUCUGAGCCCCAAGAGCAGAAGUUGGAUGACAAAGUUGUUUUUCCCUAUAAGCCCCUGAGGUCGACGUGGAGCCAGCUCUCUGUGGUGAAGAAGAACGGACUGUCAGAAGCCAUCAGCCAGGAGGAGAGGAAAAGACAGGAGGCAAUAUUUGAGGUGAUCUCUUCUGAGCACUCCUAUUUGCUGAGCCUGGAGAUUCUGAUCCGGAUGUUUAAAAAUUCCAGGGAGCUGAGCCUCACAAUGACCAAAACAGAGAGCCACCACCUCUUCUCCAACAUCACGGAUGUUUAUGAGGCAAGCAAAAAGUUCUUUGAGGAGCUCGAGGCAAGGCACCAGAACAACAUUUUCAUCGAUGACAUCAGUGACAUCGUGGUGAGGCACACGGGCUCCACCUUCGACCCCUACGUGAAGUAUUGCAGCAACGAGGUGUACCAGCAACGCACCCUGCAGAGGCUGCUAGCCACAAACCCAGCGUUCAAGGAGGUGCUGUCCCGGAUUGAGUCCCACGAGGACUGCAGGAAUCUGCCCAUGAUCUCCUUCCUCAUCCUGCCCAUGCAGAGAGUCACUCGUCUGCCCCUGCUGAUGGAUACUAUUUGCCAGAAAACCCCCAAGGAUUCAGCAAAAUACGAGAACUGCAAGCAGGCUCUGAAGGAAGUCAGCAAGCUCGUGCGUCUGUGCAACGAGGGCGCCCGCACGAUGGAGAGGACGGAGAUGAUGUACACCAUCAACUCCCAGCUGGAGUUCAAAAUCAAGCCUUUUCCAUUGGUUUCCUCUUCACGGUGGUUGGUGAAGAGGGGGGAAUUAACAGCUUAUGUAGAAGACACUGGACUUUUUUCCAAAAGAACCUCUAAGCAGCAGCUGUACUUCUUCCUCUUCAACGACGUCCUCAUCAUCACCAAGAAGAAGAGCGAGGAGAGCUACUCUGUGACCGGGUACUCGCUGCGGGAGCAGCUGCAGGUGCUGCCGGGCGCGGAGGAGCCCUGGCCCUGGCCCGGCCGGGGCGCUCCGGGGAUGCUGCACCCGGGCAGGAGCGCUGCUGCUCACCUCUUCAGACUCGUGCUGCUCAGCAACCACGCCGGGGACAGGGUGGAGAUGCUCCUGGGAGCAGAGACUCAGAGUGACAGAGCCCGCUGGAUCACGGCGCUGAGCCAGGACAGCGAUGGGGAGCACACGGACAGGACCACGCUGGCUCAGGUGGAGACCAUCAGGACGUACACAGCCAAGCAGGCCGAUGAGCUCUCGCUCCAAGUCGCUGAUGUGGUUUUGGUUUAUCAGAAGGUGAAUGAUGGCUGGUACGAGGGGGAGCGGCUGCGGGACGGCCAGAGGGGCUGGUUCCCCUGCGAGUGUGCCAAGGAGAUCACCUGCAGGGCCACCCUGGACAAGAACAUGGAGCGCAUGGGGCGCCUGCUGGGGCUGGAAACCAACGUGUAGCCUUGCCUCAGCCUCAGCCUCAGCCUGGGGCUGCUCUGGCCGGGACAGGGACGGCAGAGCCACAGCCCAGCAGCAGCACACAGGAGAGUGGCACAGGGGACAGCAGAGCCACAGCCCAGCAACAGACUGGAGACUGGUGCUCCCUUUUCUGCUGGCUGCACAGCUCCCAGCCAAGCCCUGGCCCCACCAGCAGCACCUUGCAGCAGUGUCCUGGGCACUGUUCUGCAGCUCCUGCCUCCUGACACACCUCUAUCAUCUGGGUUUGGGCAUCUGAGCCUGUUUUCAGCAGCAGAACUGGGGUGUGUGCUCCUGAUGCAGGACAGAGCCUGUGCUGUAGGACACUUGGCCUCCUGUGGCACCUGGACUGCAGGGAGCAGCUCUGGGCUCUCUGAAGGCUGACCUACCUCUCCAGUGCAGGUCCAGGGCCAGCCCCUGCCUGGCACCACCUCGCCGAGGAAUCUGCAGGCACAGCUCAGGCUGGCUCCAAGUCCUGCUGUGCUCAGAGGUCUCUGAAAGCCAGGAAAAGGUCCCACCCUGCUGUAGGGGCUGCUGCUCCAUCUCAGCACUGGUGUUCACUGCAGAGUGACUGCUGCAAGUGGGGCAGUUGUUUCUGGUUUCCUCAGGGGUCUGCUGAGCUCCUGCACUUCGCUUCAUGCUCCAGAACAUGAAAUGCACUCAAGGGUGAGCAGAGUUCAGGGCAGGUGGCUGCAGAGAGGAGUGAGAGUCUGUGAUAAAAACCCUUCCUCUUCAGGACCAGCUGCUGCCUCAGCAGCGUGGAAGUUGCUCACUAGAAACACGAAGACAACUUGCAGUACCAAGGCUUGGUUCCUCUGCAAGGGGAGGGUGCUGGGUUUUAUCCUGCAAGAAGCUGAUUUGAGUGGUGAGUGAGCUGGGUGUUUGUAAAGAGGUGUAGCUCUAAUAACUUAAACUGCAGUAGGAGGAUGGUAAUUUUGUACAAAAAUAUUUACCUGUGUGUGACAGUGGUUAUACAGCCUUGCAAAUUAAUUUAUAAGUGGACUGAUAAAAUAGAAAUGGGUGAAACUGUAAAUUGAACAAAGACCUAUUUAACAUAGCAAAAGUACUGCUACUGUUUUAACAAAUUUUGUUGUACACAUGCAGAUGUUUAACAUGUAACUGAAUGUAUAAAUCCAGACAUUAAUUUUAUUCAGAUUUUUUUAAUACACUGUAUAUAUUUUUCAUACCUAGUUUUUUCAAAAAUGCUGUAAUGUUUUGUAAAGACUUUUUCCUAUUGUUGGACACAGUUCUUCAGGAAUUAAAAGACUUCUAUGAUUUUAUAGGACAACAAUCAAUAAAAUGCUUUU
Messenger RNA from Catharus ustulatus (Swainson's thrush), 3710 nucleotides. It is a transcript of the gene ARHGEF26, whose product is annotated as Rho guanine nucleotide exchange factor 26. Lineage: Eukaryota; Metazoa; Chordata; Aves; Passeriformes; Turdidae. The transcript is spliced from 14 exons. Bases 1 to 2388 code for a protein of 795 amino acids. Gene Ontology annotation, molecular function: protein binding; guanyl-nucleotide exchange factor activity. Gene Ontology annotation, biological process: activation of GTPase activity. The record is from RefSeq and is a predicted model, not a curated record.